GCUCCGGCGGCUCCUGUCAGCGGCGGGUGCGGCGGAUCCCAGGGCAGCCUUCGGGCGGCGGCGCUGCCUGGUGCGUCGCGGCGUGGUCCUCCGGCGGCUGUCCGGGGCGGUAGGAGUUGGCUGCGGGAUGUGCUCAGCCGGGGAGCUGCUGCGGGGCGGCGACGGCGGGGAACGCGACGAGGACGGGGACGCGCUGGCGGAGCGGGAGGCGGCAGGGACCGGGUGGGAUCCCGGGGCGAGCCCGCGGCGGCGCGGACAGCGGCCGAAGGAGAGCGAGCAGGAUGUUGAAGACUCACAGAACCACACUGGUGAGCCGGUUGGAGAUGACUACAAGAAAAUGGGAACACUUUUUGGUGAACUGAACAAAAACCUUAUCAACAUGGGCUUCACAAGGAUGUAUUUUGGAGAACGAAUAGUGGAACCAGUAAUAGUCAUUUUCUUUUGGGUUAUGCUGUGGUUCCUUGGCCUGCAAGCCCUUGGACUAGUUGCUGUUCUUUGCCUUGUUAUUAUUUAUGUGCAACAGUAAAACAUGGCCGAAUUGAAUUGUUUGACAUUUGGUAGCCAUAUAUGUAAUUGAAGAAGUUAUAUAUUUCACUUUUUGACAACCGAAAAAGUUUGCCUUGUUUCAAAUCAUGUGCUGGCUGUUUUGUAAGUAAAUUUAUACAUGGAUGUCACUUAAAACUAAACUCUUGAUCAUAACAGGGUUGAAUAUAUAUUUUGAAUAUACAUUAGCUUAUUCAAAACUCUUGUUUCACUACUGUGAUCUCUGUCUCCUUUAUACACCUCUAUCCCCAUGCCAAAUCUUAAGUAACACCACCAGAAAGUGAACAGGGAAAAUAACAGGACAUGGAAUUCAAAUCAAGCAAUAUAGUUCUUAUAAAGAGUUCCAAUAAAACAUUUCAGAAGAAAAAGUAUGAAACAAGCUAAAAGUAAGUUUCACUUAGAAAACUUCUCCCCACUCACACUCCCCACCAAAUAAUCUCAUAUUAUUUGGGAAAUAUUUGGAUUUCAAUUGUCCCUACCCAGCCUAAACUAAGGUAAAUGAUAAUUAGCAUACACUACCUUAAUAUUGUGAUGAAAAUCAGUAAAGAUAGAACGUUUUCUAAAGGUCAAAAAUAAUAUAUUUAUUAUUACUGGGGAAAGCUCCCAGGUUAAAUAUAACUUUUUUAAAAUGUAACAUUUGGACCUAGACCUACUUUAAUAUAUCAUUUGAAGUUUCAGACAAUUUUGGUGCUAAUUACUUUUUGUGAGUUUUUAAAGUCUCAUAGCCUAGUUGACUGCACCCUAUGGUAAUGCCAUAUUUUCUUGUAUCUAACAAGUUGCAUAUUUUUUCCUAGAGAGACAUUUUCAGUGUAUUUUUUUUUAGAAAUUUAUAAUUUUAUAGUUCUUUCAUAACACUUAUUCUGAGUUUUGAAACAAUGUAUUUCCUAUCUUGACAUGGAUUUUUUCACAAAAAAUUUGUAUUUUACUGUUGUUUUCAGGAAAAAAAUCAGAUCAUUUUUCUUUGAUAUCUAUAUCAGAAAGGUACAAUAUUAACAGUAUAAAACCAAAUGCUUAAAUUUGGAACUUAGCCAAUUUUGAUAAUCUUUUUCUAAGGCUAAAGUCACAUCAGUAAUUGGCUAGCCAUGUUAUUAAGGUGUCUUAAUUCAGCAUUUUCAGGUUUUAUAUUGAAAUACGCAUUUCUUUAAAUAUUCUUUGAAAAUGGAGAAUGGCUUUAGUGAUAUUUUGGGUUUUGUUAGAGAACCUAAAAUCUUUACACUUUCAUCUCAAAGAUUAUAAAGGAAAGGGGGGUAGUUAAGAUUUAGAAUUCAAGUUAAAUUUCAGAAAUUGGGGCAGUCAGGCAUUUGUAUCUUUGGUAGGGCAACAAGUAAAACAUGUAGAGUGCUUGCUAUCCCACUUCAUAAAGCUUUUACCCAAUCUUAUUUCUAAACCUCUGUGCAUUCUUAGUGUCUUCUCAUUCUGAAACAGAAAAUAAGGAAAAACAUUUAACUUAGUUUUCUAAAAUCAGAUAAUCCUAAACAAAAAUGUUAGUCAGGGUCACUAAAAAGUAUUGCACAUUUAUAUAAAUACAGUCCUUUUAAAAUUUGACUUUUAAAAAACAAAAGACUUUGUACGAUAUUGUGUUUUUAUUGCUUUUGCAAUAUUUUUAUAGUAGCCUUUAUGAACUCAGUAUAAGUGCAAGUUGUUUGAAAAGGUGUUUUUAUUAGUGCACAAUAGAAUUGUGAGGUUUUCAAUAGAUGUCAUGAGAUUUUGUAUAUCUACAUAAAAUAUCAGUACAUUUUUUUCUAAUGCUACUGGAAAUUUUACUUUUCCUUUGCAACACAUAAAUGAUAUGAUGUACAAAAUAACAGCUCUGGUUCCACCAGUACCUAAUGUUGAAAACAUUUUUAAAGUAAUUUUUAAUACUAACUAUUUAGUAUACUGUCAGUACUGUACAUCUGCACACUGGUGUUAAUAGGGUAUAUAUUAAAUUAUAUAAAGAAAUAAGAUAUUUUGCUGUUAUUCUUUCUACAUAUAUUAUUGGUCAGUACAUCAAAUAAUAUUUGGCUUUGAUAUGGGAAAAAACAAACUUUGCCUAUGUAAUGGAAAUAAAAUAUUUUCUUUUAUGAAAUAUAUUAGAAUGCAGAUUAUACUAAUAUCCUGAAAUAAAACUGGUAAUUUAUUUGGUUCAUGGUAUAAAGAAUUAGAUUGGGCCGGGCGCGGUGGCUCACGCCUGUAAUCCUAGCACUUUGGGAGGCUGAGGCGGGUGGAUCACAAGGUCAGGAGAUCGAGACCUUCCUGGCUAACAUGGUGAAACCCCAUCCCUACUAAAGGUACAAAAAAUUAGCCGGGCCUGGUGGCAGGUGCCUGUCGUCCCAGCUACUCAGGAGGCUGAGGCAGGAGAAUGGCGUGAACCCGGGAGGCAGAGCUUGCAGUGAGCACUCCAGCACUCUGGGUAACAGAGUGAGACCCCAUCUCAAAAAAAAAAAAAAAAAAAAAAAAAUUGGAUUGAAAAUGAUUCUCAUCAUUUCAAUCUCAAAUACAAGCCAGUUUUAGAAACUGUUAUUGCUUAUGAAUAAAGAAAUAGAAGUUACAAUGCUAAGGUUAUUACAUAAUGCAUACUCAUAUGGCCAGUAAUUCAAAAGAAAAAGGUCGAAGUCUACAAAUAAACAGACUGUAGAUGAGUAAAUCCAUUUUUCUUAAAGUAAAAACUCUGUAUUUUGUAGAAUUCUGUCCUCUCAUACCUUAAGCUGUCAUGGGCAAGGUAUUUUCCCAUUCCUGGCUACAGGCAGAUCAUUCCUAGUCCAGUAGUGUGCUGGAGCAAGCUUGCACUGGCUUACAAGAGCCAACUGUGAACAUUUUUUCUGCCUUCAGUGCUGUCAAGUUGGUAGUUUGAAAUUGGCCAUGGUGAGAGUAUUUACACCAAAAAAAUUAGUAAACACUGCAAAUCAGAUCUUUUUUUUUUUUUUUUCCUUGAAAGCCAGCUGUUAAACAUACAUCAGCACACCCUAGAGGCCACAUUCCCAUUUCUAUUCCUACAGAUACGAAAGUAAAGAACAGAACACAUUUUGUGAAAUAAAAGAAAGCAUAUGAGGUAAAUCCCCAUCGACCCACCCAAAACUGAAUCUGGCUCUUUCCCUUGUGGGUAUUAUGGUUCAUGGUUAUCUUCUGACCAACAAAUCUCUAUUUAAUCAUGUUUUGACCACAGAAAAUCUCUCUAGGCUGUCACCAAGCUGUAAAUCCACUAAAGACUAUCCAGGCAAUCAGGAAAGGCAAAACUUACAGAAUGAUAGAGGAAAAAUUACAGUAUAAGUAAAGGUCUGUUGUAAUAUAGAAAGCUCAAAAUAGUCAAAGCCAGGUUUGGAGCAAUCAAAGGCUAUUCGUGUGGUUCAUAGAUUGUUUUAAUAGUUAUUUUACAAAUGUUUAUUAAUUUCAGGUGUUUAAAAUGCUUUCAUUACCAAUUUAUGGCUUUACAAUUGAAGGGAGAAAAAAAAAUGUAAGACGGCCAGGCGCGGUGGCUCAUCCCUAUAAAAGUGCUGGGACAGCACUUUGGGAGGCCGAAGCGGGCGGAUCACCUGAGGUCGGGAGUUCGAGACUAGCCUGACCAACAUGGAGAAACCCCGUCUCUACUAAAAAAAAAAAAAAAAAAAUACAAAAUUAGCUAGGCGUGGUGGUGCAUGCCUGUAAUCUCAGCUACUCAGGAGGCUGAGGCAGGAGAGUCGCUUGAACCCGGAAGCCAAAGUUUGCAGUGAGCCAAGAUUAUGCCCUUGCACUCAAUCUGGGCAACAAGAGCGAAACUCCAUCUCAAAAAAAAAAAAAAAAGACUUUCAUGCCUGGUAAUAGAGUUGGCCGAGAAGAAUAUAAACUUAUUUACAAACUAUGACUUCAGGAGUAUUGGUGGAUUAGAGGUCAUUUGCAACUCUUGUCUCUCUGCCCAACAUUUAAUUUUUGGUAUGCGUUGGAGUUCAGUCCAACAGCCUGCUCUCACAUCACUCCACACAGCAGCUCGGCAAUGUCACCACUCCCGUGGCUGCAGAGUUACCAUUUGCAUCCUAACAGCUCCCCAAUUUGCAUCUCUAGAUCAGAGCACUGUACAGAAUUUAAGACUCCUACAUUCAAUUGCUUGCCCAAUAUUUAUUUGCAUUUGGUUAUCCCAUAGUACCCAAGACUCAGCGUGUCCAAACGAGCGCAGCAUCCUUCUCCCAAAUCUUUAAUUCCUGUUUCCCAUCUCAGCAAAUGACACAAUCCUUUCCCUAACUGCUCAAGCAGGAGUUGUAGAUGACAUCCUUGACUCUGUGUUUCCUACACUACCUACAUGUAACCAAGUACCAAAUCUAUUUUACUUCUAAAAAUAUAAUCUUUCUACUUCUAUUCAUUCCUAGCAUCACUGAGUCCAUUCUGCCAUCAUCUCACCUGGCAUGCUGAGAAUCCUGAUUAGCCUCCCUACCUUCAUUUUCCACUUUGUAGUUACAGAUCUUUCUAAAGAAUUAUUCUAACAUGAUUCUGAUAUCCUUGACCUAAAUCUUUUCAAUGGCUUUCUGUUUUCGUUAUGAUAAAGUCCUUAUGCCUUAAUAUGUUUUACAAGGCUCUUCAUGUACUGGUUCUUGCGUACCUCAUCUCUCUAUACUGCCACUCUCCAUUUCCAGGAUUCAACUAUACUGAACUUUUCCCCAGUUCCUUUAAAGAGACAUGCUUUCUUACUUCCAGAACUUUGUACAUGCUUUACUUCUUUAACUGCUCCCUACCAGACUGACCAAUAUCUACACAGCCUUAAGACCUCAAGUGAGACAUCAUGUCCUCCAGGGAAACUUCUCUGACUCCUUUAAAUCCAGUUUUGGUUCUUCAUUAUGGCUUGGUUUCUCAAGUGCAACCCUGUGCUUUCCAGGUCAGCACUUCUCAUGCUAUAUUGCAAUAGCUUAUUUGUCAGCUGCUGCUUUAAUAAUUGAUUAAUUAUUAAAUUAAUCAAUAGGCUUCACAAGGGAAGAGAACAUGUCUGUCAUUCUAUAAUUGCAUUGCUAGUGCCUAACACAAUGCCUGGGACAUAAUAGGCCAUCAAAAUAUUUAUCAAGUAAACCCACUUCAUCUACUCAUGGUCUUCAUAUAGACCACUAACAAAAAAGAUCUAGAGCUGGUUGUACUUUGAAGUUCUUUGACUCCAAAAGUAUACUUACUGUGCACAAAGAGCAUGGGUUGAUGUAUACAUUAUAAUUUAUAAAGCUAUUCACUUCUGAUAAAAGAAUACUGCUGUUAUUUGGAUACAUACACAGUAUUUCCACUAUACACUUGUGUAUUUUAGGAGAAAAUGUAUUUUCAAUGUUUGGUUGAUUCACUAUUUUUCCAAAAAGGAUAUUUUACAAUACCUACGGUCACUGAUACUACCAGAACUUCACUUUUGUUCAGUAUUUUUUAAUAGACCUUUAUUUACUACAUUUUAAUUUUUUAAUUUUUUUCUUUUAUUUUAUUGUUAUUAUACUUUAAGUUUUAGGGUACAUGUGUACAAUGUGCAGGUUAGUUACAUAUGUAUACAUGUGCCAUGCUAGUGUGCUGCACCCAUUAACUCGUCAUUUAGCAUUAGGUAUAUCUCCUAAUGCUAUCCCUCUCCCCUCCCCCCACCCCACAACAGUCCCCAGAGUGUGAUGUUCCCCUUCCUGUGUCCAUGUGUUCUCAUUGUUCAAUUCCCAUCUAUGAGUGAGAACAUGUGGUGUUUGGUUUUUUGUCCUUGCGAUAGUUUACUGAGAAUGAUGAUUUCCAAUUUCAUCCAUGUCCCUACAAAGGACAUGAACUCAUCCUUUUUUAUGGCUGCAUAGUAUUCCAUGGUGUAUAUGUGCCACAUUUUCUUAAUCCAGUCUAUCAUUGUUGGACAUUUGGGUUGGUUCCAAGUCUUUGCUAUUGUGAAUAGUGCUGCAAUAAACAUACGUGUGCAUGUGUCUUUAUAGCAGCAUGAUUUAUAGUCCUUUGAGUAUAUACCCAGUAAUGGGAUGGCUGGGUCAAAUGGUAUUUCUAGUUCUAGAUUCCUGAGGAAUCGCCACACUGACUUCCACAAUGGUUGAACUAGUUUACAGUCCCACCAACAGUGUAAAAGUGUUCCUAUUUCUCCACAUCCUCUCCAGCACCUGUUGUUUCCUGACUUUUUAAUGAUCGCCAUUCUAACUGGUGUGAGAUGGUAUCUCAUUGUGGUUUUGAUUUGCAUUUCUCUGAUGGUCAGUGAUGGUGAGCAUUUUUUCAUGUGUUUUUUGGCUGCAUAAAUGUCUUCUUUUGAGAAGUGUCUGUUCAUGUCCUUUGCCCACUUUUUGAUGGGGUUGUUUGUUUUUUUCUUGUAAAUUUGUUUGAGUUCAUUGUAGAUUCUGGAUAUUAGCCCUUUGUCAGAUGAGUAGGUUGCGAAAAUUUUCUGCCAUUUUGUAAGUUGCCUGUUCACUCUGAUGGUAGUUUCUUUUGCUGUGCAGAAGCUCUUGAGUUGAAUUAGAUCCCAUUUGUCAAUUUUGUCUUUUGUUGCCAUUGCUUUUGGUGUUUUAGACAUGAAGUCCUUGCCCAUGCCUAUGUCCUGAAUGGUAAUGCCUAGGUUUUCUUCUAGGGUUUUUAUGGUUUUAGGUCUGACAUGUAAGUCUUUAAUCCAUCUUGAAAUAAUUUUUGUAUAAGGUGUAAGGAAGGGAUCCAGUUUCAGCUUUCUACAUAUGGCUAGCCAGUUUUCCCAGCACCAUUUAUUCAAUAGGGAAUCCUUUCCCCAUUGCUUGUUUUUCUCAGGUUUGUCAAAGAUCAGAUAGCUGUAGACAUGCGGCGUUAUUUCUGAGGGCUCUUUUGUGUUCCAUUGAUCUAUAUCUCUGUUUUGGUACCAGUACCAUGCUGUUUUGGUUAUUGUAGCCUUGUAGUAUAGUUUGAAGUCAGGUAGCAUGAUGCCUCCAGCUUUGUUCUUUUGGCUUAGGAUUGACUUGGCGAUGCGGGCUCUUUUUUGGUUCCAUAUGAACUUUAAAGUAGUUUUUUCCAAUUCUGUGAAGAAAGUCAUUGGUAGCUUGAUGGGGAUGGCAUUGAAUCUAUAAAUUACCUUGGGCAGUAUGGCCAUUUUCACGAUAUUGAUUCUUCCUAUCCAUGAGCAUGGAAUGUUCUUCCAUUUGUUUGUAUCCUCUUUUAUUUCAUUGAGCAGUGGUUUGUAGUUCUCCUUGAAGAGGUCCUUCACGUCCCUUGUAAGUUGGAUUCCUAGGUAUUUUGUUCUCUUUGAAGCAAUUGUGAAUGGGAGUUCACUCAUGAUUUGGCUCUCUGUUUGUCUGUUAUUGGUGUAUAAGAAUGCUUGUGAUUUUUGUACAUUGAUUUUGUAUCCUGAGACUUUGCUGAAGUUGCUUAUCAGCUUAAGGAGAUUUUGGGCUGAGACAAUGGGGUUUUCUAGAUAUACAAUCAUGUCAUCUGCAAACAGGGACAAUUUGACUUCCUCUUUUCCUAAUUGAAUACUUUUUACUUCCUUCUCCUGCCUAAUUGCCCUGGCCAGAACUUCCAACACUAUGUUGAAUAGGAGUGGUGAGAGAGGGCAUCCCUGUCUUGUGCCAGUUUUCAAAGGGAAUGCUUCCAGUUUUUGCCCAUUCAGUAUGAUAUUGGCUGUGGGUUUGUCAUAGAUAGCUCUUAUUAUUUUGAGAUACGUCCCAUCAAUACCUGAUUUAUUGAGAGUUUUUAGCAUGAAGCGUUGUUGAAUUUUGUCAAAGGCCUUUUCUGCAUCUAUUGAGAUAAUCAUGUGGUUUUUGUCUUUGGUUCUGUUUAUAUGCUGGAUUACAUUGAUUGAUUUGCGUAUAUUGAACCAGCCUUGCAUCCCAGGGAUGAAGCCCACUUGAACAUGGUGGAUAAGCUUUUUGAUGUGCUGCUGGAUUUGGUUCGCCAGUAUUUUAUUGAGGAUUUUUAUUUUUAAUUUUUUGUUUUGUUUUUUGAGGCGAAGUCUCGCUCCGUUGCCAGGCUGGAGGGCAGUGGCACGAUCUCGACUCACUGCAACCUCCGCCUCCCAGGUUUAAGCAAUUCUCCUGUCUCAGCAGGAGUGGUUGGGAUUACAGGCACAUGCUGGCAUGCCUGUAUUUUUGUAUUUUUAGUAGAGACGGGGUUUCACCAUGUUGGCCAGGAUGGUCUCAAUCGCUUGACCUCAUGAUCCGCCCGCCUCGGCCUCCCAAAGUGCUGGGAUUACAGGCGUGAGCCACUGCACCCGGCCUACAUUUUAAUUUUUACAAAAAACUCUUAAACUUUUUUGUGAGCAGAAAUUCUCAAGUAUCGAAGCGUGGUGUUUUAGGCUCCAGAAGAAAUCCACUAUUACAGUGUCCUAGUAGCCCAGACAUAUGUGUUAAAUGACAUGUAUAUACUUUGUUAUUCUUUCUAAUAAAUAAUACUCUUUUACAA
Messenger RNA from Homo sapiens (human), 8844 nucleotides. It is a transcript of the gene FAM241A, whose product is annotated as family with sequence similarity 241 member A. Bases 128 to 526 code for a protein of 132 amino acids. The transcript has 2 exons. Gene Ontology annotation, cellular component: membrane. Lineage: Eukaryota; Metazoa; Chordata; Mammalia; Primates; Hominidae. The record is from RefSeq and is marked validated.